AUGAUUUUGUUUUAUUUUUUUUUCCCAUUCGCUAUCGAUAGUCUCAGAUUUCAGUACGCACUUACAAGUAUAUACUUGCGUAGUCGACAUUGCUGAUGAGAAUUUUAAUUAAAACUUUAAAUCAUUUAUAUAUACUUGUAAAGUUAAUUAUUAUUUUUCUGUAAAGAUUGAUUUUAAAAUUCGAAGUAUUAAAUUAAAUAAUUGAAGUAAUAAUAGCAUCAUUUUUAUCACCAAGCAUUUUACUGAUCGACAGUAAAGCGUAAUUUUUUUGUUUGAAAUUGUUCAGUUCAUUCAACAUCUUUUAAAACAGGAAAAAUUUAGACCAUUAAGAUGAGUCUUCUUUUCAAAAAUCCAAACACUAUUUGUUACGAAUGGAAAACAACAAUAUGUCCUCAAUAUCCUCAAGCAUAUUCAGAUCAAUUUAUGCAUAAUGAUGCCAAAAAUAUUGUUUUUAACAUUGGAAUGAAAAGCAAUACUUCGUCGGACUUUAUGGAAUUAUGGGUAAAAAAAUCAAAUCCAGAAAAAGUUAGUGCUAUUAUCAAAAUUUCUGCUGGUGUCUUGAAAAAAACGGUAGAAAUUCGAAAUUGGGAAGAUAAAUGUUUUAUUAAUGAUUUUUUAACAUCAUAUGCUAGUUUACCUUUCAUGAGAAGACAUGGUCAUAAUCAUUAUGUUCAUGAUAUUAUUAUAAAGUUUGAGAUAAUUUGGGAUAAUAUCAAAGUUUUAAAUGAAAACAAUUUGUAUGAUGAAAUGCAACAGUUCUAUAAAUCUCAAGACUUCAGUGAUCUCACUUUAGUGGUUGGAGAAGUUGCGAUACCAUCACACAAAGUGAUAUUAUCUGCACAUAGCGAUGUUUUUUCUACAAUGCUGCGGUCCGAAUUUAAAGAAUCUAAAGAAAAUAUUAUCAGUGUCAAGGACAUUGAUGUAGAAGCUAUUUUAGAAAUGCUGCACUUCUUUUAUAAAGGAACAACAAAAGCAAAUCAUGAUACGAAAAUAGCAUUACAGAUGCUUGAAGUUUCUGAUAUUUAUCAAAUUGAAAAACUAAAAGAAAUUUGCGAAUCUACAUUAUUGAAAAACAUGUCUGUUGAUAACGUUCUGAACAUAUUUGAUGCAGCAGACAAUCAUCAUGCUCCGAACUUAGUCAAGAGUGCUAUUAAUUUUAUUGUUAGUAACAGCAAAAAAGUUUUUAGCGCAAGUGAAUUUGAACAAUUAUUUUAUAAGAAGCCAGAGUUGAUGUUUCAACUCACAUGUGCUGUUGGUGAUAAAUAACGGUCUUAUUAUUUCAUUCAAAUUUUUUUUAUUUAAAAAUUUGUCAUUACUAUUCAUGUUUGCGCAGAUUUUCUUUUUGCUUUCCAUUAUAUUCAUUAAAAAUCUAAAGAUAUUAUCAGAUGUUUUUUACUUAAAGUAUUACUUGUUAUUAAAACUUUUGUAAUUUUGUUUAUUCAAAAUAAUUUAUCAGCAUUAAUAAUUAAUAAUUAAGAUUUAUUUGAUUAUUAAAAUUAUUUUCUUGAAUAGUUACACAUUAAAUACUAAAAAAAAAAAAUUAAAACUUACAACUGAAUCUUAUAACAUAAAUAAAUAAAUAUUUUGUGUUUUUGAAUGAAGUGUAAAAUAAAAUACUUCUUUAUUUUUAACUAUGAUGUAAGUGUUUGAUAAUUCUGUAAUAAAUAAAGACAUAUUUUUAAUAAUAAUGUAUGAUUUAUAAUUAACUACUCACAAUAUACUUUUCUACUAGAAAAGAAAAUCCUAAUAAAAAUUUCCUUGAAUUUUUGCUCAAAUGUCCGUCAACGUCGGGAUUUUCCGUUUUUGAUAACAAUUUUUCUACAACUUUUAAAGUGAAUUUGCAGUAUAGUUCGGUAUUAAAUUUACGUCAAAUUUGUAGGAAGUUGUAUUGAAAUUGUCAUCAAAAACGGAAAUGGUUUUCAUCAUUUUUUUUACAGCCGGCAUUAAUGCGCAUGCACUUGACAGCCAAGUAAUGGAAAAAAAGAUCAUUCUUUUGCAGACUAAUAAACUAUAAAUUUGAACGCAGCUAUUGAUUCUUAAUCCUUUGCAUUACAAGUGCAUGUUAAAAUUCUACAAACUACAAAAUUCACUGAGUGUCUCUCUUGAAGUA
Messenger RNA from Microplitis demolitor, 2110 nucleotides. RefSeq names its product protein roadkill. The transcript is spliced from 2 exons. The record is from RefSeq and is a predicted model, not a curated record. Gene Ontology annotation, biological process: regulation of proteolysis; proteasome-mediated ubiquitin-dependent protein catabolic process. The coding region runs from base 331 to 1266 and encodes 311 amino acids. Gene Ontology annotation, cellular component: cytoplasm. Gene Ontology annotation, molecular function: ubiquitin protein ligase binding. Lineage: Eukaryota; Metazoa; Arthropoda; Insecta; Hymenoptera; Braconidae.